AUGGUCCUGGCGGUCUGCGAGGUGAACGGGACGACCAUGAGGCAGCAAAGGAUGCCGUGGCAGAUUGGCAAGCAGUACCAAGCAGAGGCCACCGCCCCCAACACGGGGAUUUGGGGUAGCUUCCCCUUGUCUGCCUGGUUCGCCCAACGCUCCGCGGGCUACGGCUAUCUCGUCUACUCGCCCGCGCACCAGCUGUGGACUGCCUGGUACGGGGCCACAGUGGGAUCCCACACGGGCUUUGCUAUGCACACCUACCACAAAGAUGCGCCCACAGUCAGCGAGGAGGAGUACACUGAGUACGCCUACCCCGUGCCAAGGGACCAGGUGGAGCCACGCCAGGAGGCUUCAGGGCCUUGGAAGGACCACCACCGGACUGGUACAGGCGAUCACCAAGCCUCGGCGGCCAUGCGCUACCAUCCAAGGCUGAAGGACAUCGGCCUCCAGAAGCACACCCAUGGCCCCGUCUACAUGCAGCAGUACGGUCUGGCCCAGGAUGGUUCCGGUCAACCCCCCGCGGGCGCCUUUGCACCCCCAGGCCACAAGACGGGGCGCCUGGAGCUGGUGGUGGGCAACGAGACAGGGCUGCAGGCCAACACACUGAGGCCCUGUGGCGAGGACUGGCUGGUUGCGAUCAUCGCCGACACCGGCAACGUUUGCGCCAAGGUGACCAAGCUUGGGGAGGUCGCACUGUGGCGAGUCAUCGAGGCCUCGGUGGGCAAGAUGCCCUGCGGCUCCAACGGCGGGAACUGUGGCGACCAGGCCCCGGGGCGGAUGCUGCGCCUGGCCAACUUGGGCACCCCGGAACACGAGGCUUCUGCGCGCUGCGGCCCAGACGAGCGCUUCCUCCUGGGCUUCGAGAAAGAAGACCGGUCGAGGUGGCUGGUCGAGCUGGACGGGGAUUGCAACGAAGUCUCGGACAGGAUGGAUGUCACCCAGCACACCCACUGGCCACUAUAUCAGGACUGGACAACUACAGCCCAGGGCGCCGUCGUGUGGGUCUCCAGCUGGCACACGGACCCGGAUGGGGACUUUGGUCCUCCUGGGAGCCCGAACGGCGUGUGGCCCUAUAAUCCCAAGCCGCAGUCGGAAGAGGCGGAGCACCUCUUUGGCCUCACCCCGGGAGCUAUGAAUGCUGCAAAGGUCACAGCCCAGCGCUUAGCUGUACUCAGCUGA
Molecule: messenger RNA, 1173 nt
Organism: Symbiodinium natans
Lineage: Eukaryota; Dinophyceae; Suessiales; Symbiodiniaceae
Source: the annotation of a GenBank genome assembly